Osmerus eperlanus (European smelt) is the source of this 2055-nucleotide messenger RNA. Its product is annotated as twinfilin-2. Gene Ontology annotation, molecular function: actin filament binding; actin monomer binding. Lineage: Eukaryota; Metazoa; Chordata; Actinopteri; Osmeriformes; Osmeridae. The transcript is spliced from 9 exons. Bases 260 to 1318 code for a protein of 352 amino acids. Gene Ontology annotation, biological process: regulation of lamellipodium assembly; positive regulation of neuron projection development; barbed-end actin filament capping. Gene Ontology annotation, cellular component: cytoplasm; actin filament; myofibril. The record is from RefSeq and is a predicted model, not a curated record.
UCCCCUCUCAUACUGUCACACGUUCAGAGAGCUCACACUCACUCAGCGAUACGCUCAUUUAGAUCAGUGCUAACUUCCACAGUCUGGGUCAGAGCUUUAUUGCUACAGGUUACCCCUUUCUGCCUCUAGUUGACGGGACUGAAACUCUGGGCCUGUGCUUGGGCCUGCUUCCUGAAUCCCUCUUGGAACAGUCUUCCUCCUUUUCUUGAACCUCAGUUGAGAACCCAACAGGUGGGAUAGACUCCCUAGCUGACCCGCCAUGUUUCUGGUUCUUGUGGUGACGGCGGAACUGAGAGAGUUCUUGGUCAGGGCAAGAGGUGGAGCGGUGCGUCUUAUCCAGGUGCGGAUCCAAGAUGAGCAGCUGGUUCUGGGGACAUACAGAGAGCCGUCACAGAGCUGGGACCAGGACUAUGACCACUUCCUGCUUCCUCUCUUGGAUGACCAAGAGCCCUGCUACAUCAUGUAUCGCCUCGACUCCCAGAAUGCACAGGGCUAUGAGUGGAUCUUCAUCUCAUGGUCUCCAGACCAGUCCCCAGUGAGACAGAAGAUGCUGUAUGCUGCCACCCGAGCCACAGUGAAGAAAGAGUUCGGGGGCGGUCAUGUUAAAGAUGAGAUGUUUGGCACUGUUGAGGAGGACAUCUGCCUGCAGGGCUACCAGCGCCACGUGACCUCCUGCUCUGGGCCUGCACCACUCACAGUAGCAGAGCAGGAGCUCCAGCGAAUCAAAAUCACAGAGGGCCGUGUGAAGCAGGUGAAAACAGAGAUCACUGUGGAGAGCAUGCACCAGACAAUGCAGGGCCUUUCUUUUCCCUUGCAGGAGGAGGCCAAAAAAGCUCUUCAGCAACUUGCCCAAAAAUGCAUCAACUACAUACAGCUGAGGUUGGACACAGAGAAGGAGACAAUUGAGCUGGUCCACUAUAACCCCACAGAAACACGUGAUCUUCCCUGCAGGGUUCCGACUGACACACCUAGAUACCACUUCUUCCUCUAUAAACACUCCCACGAAGGAGACCAUCUUGAGUCUGUUGUGUUCAUAUACUCCAUGCCAGGCUACAGCUGUAGCAUUAAGGAGCGGAUGUUGUACUCCAGCUGUAAAAGUCGACUGCUGGAAGAGGUAGAAAAGGAUUACCACUUGGAGGUCGCUAAAAAGUUGGAGAUUGACAACGGAGAUGAGCUGACAGAGGAAUUCCUGUACGAUGAAGUCCACCCUAAACAGCAUGCUUUUAAGCAAGCCUUUGCCAAGCCCCGUGGCCCGGCAGGCAAAAGAGGGAAUAAACGCCUGAUCAAAGGAGCUGGGGAAAGCAGACUGGAGAGCUAGAAAUUGUAUUUUCUAGUCAUAUCCAUGUCUUCUCCUUUCUCCUCCUUGAAUGAUUCUGCUCUCCUAGUUCCCACAGGCAGCAGUGGAAAACCAGCAGUGGCUUUGUCUUGUCCUUUGUAUUUCAACAUAAUGUCAUUUUUGUUUUAAAGUUGAAAAAAAUUGUUUGGGACAUAAUAUUUCAAUAUCUGAGUAAGACUAGUUUACCAUUACAAAUGUAUCAGACGUUCUAACACUAUUGUCCAUGUUUUCAUUGCCAGAAGUCUAGUAUGUAAACAAAAUAUAUUGCGUAGAAAGGAUGUAAAUUAAUGAAUGCUCAUUCCUGCAGUAUUCCUUCAGUAUUACUAGUUCAGAGUGUAACAAAACGAUUUUUUGAUGGCCUUUAGGGUAUGCAGAAAUGGAUGACAUCAACUUUACAGAAUGUGAUGUUGUAUUUUAUUUAUAAAUUGGUGGGUUUAGAUUCCCCAGACAAACAACAGAAAUUAAAGUAAAUAUUGAUACCUGUAUGCGAGAGACAAAAAACAAUUGUGAGAUAACGGGGUUGUUGUCUCUGUAAUGUGUAAUUGAUCUUUUAGGAUGUUGUAUGGUACUUCUAUUCAUGAUAGUCAGUAUAUUUACUGCUAUGCCACAUACAUUACAUUAGAUAUGUGAUUCUCUCCUUCCAUGUAUGUCUAGCAUCUCCUCAAUAUUUGUAUAAAAUACAAGUGAUACUUAUCAGGAAAGGAAUUCCAAAUAAACUU